UUUAUUCCUCGAAAUAUUUAUGGAAAUAGCAAAAGUCCAGAAGAACUGCCAAUGGUCAUUUGUUUGACAACACAUCAUUGUCAAGAGCAAAUCAGCCCAAAAGCAUCAAGGUCCGGUGUUUUCCCAUGUCAUUAUGUCCAGACUUGAUCUUUGUUUCGGCUAGUGGAAUCUGGCUGGUUGAGGUAUAUGGCCUUUCCAACAAAGGAGCGGGAGCUGUUUAUGCUCUGACAAUGCUGAAAAUUGAUGCAUGUGACUAGAGGUUUCUGGUAUGCCACGGAAAGGCAGACAUGUGUUGAAUGGAGAUGAUCAAUAAAUUCAUCGGAUUUAGAUCAAAUUUAUAAGCCCUAUACCUCCCUGCACAAGCCUUCAUCAUAGCGCAUCCUCCCUUAUGCCCGCAAAGCCUAAUCCUGAGAAUUGGUGAUACAAAGUGUUGAUAUUUUGAGAACAGUCCAUCUGUGUGUGCUAUAAUUCUCCUUGUGGUUAUCUCUUUUAGAAUUCACCCGAGGAUGACUACUCUUAAAAGGAGCAAAACCCUACCAGCGGAUGGGCAAACCACAAAGUUCCUAUAUACAAUUCUGAAGCAGCUAGAUCUGAAAUCGGUUGAUUGGAAUUUGGUUGCAUCACAGCUGGAUAUUAGCAAUGGCCAUGCUGCUAGAAUGAGAUUUUCCCGCUUUAGGCAGCACAUGGAAGGGAUAACCAGCACUCCCAGAACCCCUCGGGCUAAGAAACCGAAAACGGAAAAAGCAAAAUCAAAGAAGCAGCAGACACUUGAUGACUUAAAGGUAUGGCCUGAGCCGCCGGUCAUCAAGCCUGAGCCGUUUAUCAAGCCGGAACCGGUCAAUAUUAGUCAAAUAGAUCCCUGUCUCCUUGCAAUUCCCCGGGCUUCGGGACCAAUACAAGCUCAACCUUUUCCAACCGUCACACCCGCCGAUCUUGUCAGGCCCUAUCCACCCUCCGAGAUACCAGUUGGGUAUCGGCGACCACCCGUUGGAGAGAAUUGGCCUCAGAUUAAAAUGGAGCCAUGCGAUCAGGAAGUUGUUAUGACAGAUGUAUUGGUGAAAAUAGAACCUGAGAAUUGAGGGUCAGGUCAUGGCUGUGGUUAAGUCCUUUGCUGUCCAAUAUUAUGUGAUACUUACCUCCUCUGGUCUGUUUUAUCAUUCUUCCUAAGGAAUGGUUAUUGCAAAAGUGGGUUCUCCUUAGAACCAUUGCAGUCUCGCGUGUCUAAGAUUUUUCCAUAUCUAUGGUUAGAUCAUAUGUUAUUUCAGCUUUCUUUCUGAUGUGACUUUCAGUUGGUAGCCGCUCAUGAGGCUCACUAAUCUUACAUUCUCUGUUGGCUCAACCAGUUUAAGUUUCCUAUGGUGAUUUAACAACUGCUGACUCGCAUAUCCCUUCAUUCUUGACUACCAAGUUAGAAUCUCCCUUCAUACCAACAGGACAGAAAUAGGUUGCAAGCUAACUGUAUGUAACCUAGUGAAUUCUCGAUAAUACUGUUGUCAUAACUGUAACAUUUGUCAUAGUUACAGCCCUUGAACACAACCUUCGUUCUC
This is a messenger RNA of Coccidioides immitis RS, 1547 nucleotides long. RefSeq lists its product as uncharacterized. Lineage: Eukaryota; Fungi; Ascomycota; Eurotiomycetes; Onygenales; Onygenaceae. Bases 507 to 1079 code for a protein of 190 amino acids. The transcript is spliced from 2 exons. The record is from RefSeq and is a predicted model, not a curated record.